Messenger RNA from Chelonia mydas (Green sea turtle), 3225 nucleotides. RefSeq names its product ribosomal protein S6 kinase like 1 (gene RPS6KL1). The coding region runs from base 229 to 2256 and encodes 675 amino acids. The record is from RefSeq and is a predicted model, not a curated record. NCBI's taxonomy places the organism in Eukaryota, Metazoa, Chordata, Testudines, Cheloniidae. Gene Ontology annotation, biological process: protein phosphorylation. The transcript has 11 exons. Gene Ontology annotation, molecular function: protein kinase activity; ATP binding.
CCGAGCUGCCUGAGGAUUGGUGCUUUAUUCCCGAGGCCGGGGGAUGAGCUCAUCGGCAGCCAACCGCGGCGGCUGUGGGGAGCCGGCACCUCGCUCCGCGCCCGGCCCCAGCAGUGGGGCGAGGGGAGCGGCUCCAUGGGGGCGAGGUGGGUCCCGCACCCCCAGGGACCAGGCUCCUGACCCCAGCAGGGACUGAGCUGCUGAGGAUGCCCUGAGAGCAGCCAAGUCAUGAGCAGAGUCUCCCGUGAGCGCCUGGACUCGGAGUCCUGCUCUCGGGCGCUCUCCCAGGCCCGAAUGUAUCUCGAGCAGAUUCGGAGCCGUGUCUCUCCAGGGGGCCCUGAUGUGCAUGGAGCUGGGAAGCGGGAUUACCUGGUGGAUGCAGCAAAGCAGAUCCGCCUGGCACUGGAGCGGGAUGUGAGCGAGGACUAUGAGGAGGCUUUUAAUCACUACAAGAAUGGCGUGGACGUGCUGCUCAGCGGUGUGCAGGUCGACCCCAAUAAGGAGCGCCGUGAGGCCGUGAAGCGGAAGAUCACACAGUACCUGAAACGGGCUGAGGAGAUCUUUAACUGCCACCUGCAGCGGACUCUGGGGAAUGGGAGUUCCACUGCCACGGGCUACAGCAGCCUUCGCUUUCGGCCCAUCAGGACACUCAGCUUGGCUGUGGAGAACCUGAGGCCCUGCAAGGUUGUGGGAGUGAUUGAGAAGGUGCAGUUAGUCCAGGAUCCAGCCACUGGGGGGACCUUUAUACUUAAGAGCCUCCCCAAAUCCCAUGUGGAGACCCGUGAGCGGCAGACCAUCAUCCCGCACGGAGUCCCCUUCAUGGCCAAGCUGCUGCACUAUUAUGUGAGCGAAGACUCCAUCUUCCUCCACCUGGAGCAUGUGCAGGGAGGGACACUCUGGUCCCAUCUUCACUCCCGGCCUCGUUUACAGCAAGGUUCCUCUGAUGGCCCCAGUAGCCUAAUCCCAAAGCCCACCUCAGCUCUGGUGGGCCAUGGUGAGAAGCAGCGAGUAGGGAGCCGCUCGGGGGCUGGCUCUCAAUCCAGCCAGAGCUCCAGCUUCUGCCCGGAGAAUGGCACUGACCUCCCAACCUCUGCGAAUCGCCAUUCACCAGAAAUUGCUGACCAAUCGUCCUCUCAGGAGCAGUCACCUGACCACAUGGAUGCCAGACCAGGGACUGGCUGCAGGUUCCAUACUGGCCCCACCAAUGGCCGUGAAGGAGUUACUGCGGGGAAGGAUUUAAGUGCAACACACACUCUGUUUGGUGUCACUGAUUAUGUCAUCAUGGCAAUGGCCAAGGGACGUAGGGACCAGAGCUUGGCCUUCCAGUCAUGUGACUUGUUAACCAUCAGUGAUGGUGUCAGCAAUGUAUCAGAGAGGGAAGCUUCUCAGCAGGACACAAGGCUACUGGCUGAUGAAAGGCCGCCCCAGUCUCCUGCUGCAGUCCCAAAGGCUAUUGGAGGAGGCCACCUGGUGAAGGUGGCACCUCGAGUUUGCCAGGUGUCUGAUGCUCCCUGGGCUCAGCCCACAUGGCCCCCAGUGGCUCCCCCAGGACAAAGGCAGCUGCACCCUGGAACCACCCUGCACAGCUCCAGUGAGUCCUGCAGGUGUGAUUCUGGGGGGCAGGAGUCAUUGAGGAGCAUCUCCAGGGCCCGAGAAGGAGAAGGCCAUGGUCAGCACAGAGAGCAUCCAACUGCAGGACAGCGUGGGCCUCCAGUCCAUCGCUCUUUCCAAGGGGAUGGUCAGGGGACCUGGGAUGUGAACGAGGAACUCAUCCGGCUGUGGGCAGCCGAAAUGCUCUUGGCUCUGGAGGGACUCCACCAACAGGGGGUGCUGUGCCGGGACCUCAACCCCAGAAACCUGCUGCUAGAUGGUGCUGGUCACAUCCGUCUCACCUUCUUUGGCCAGUGGACAGAGGUGGAGCCACAGUGCUGCAGCCAGGCCCUGGAAGAUAUGUACAGCGCCCCAGAAGUGGGUGGGAUUUCUGAGCUGACUGAGGCCUGUGACUGGUGGAGCUUUGGGUCCCUGCUGUACGAGUUACUGACCGGAACGUCGCUGUCCCAGAGCCACCCCUCGGGGAUUCACCCUCACACCCAGCUGCACCUUCCGGAGAGGCUCAGCCUGCCUGCUGCAUCCCUGCUCACUGAGCUGCUGCAGUUUGACCCCAAGCUACGCUUGGGCUCUGGAGGAGGUGCAGUCAACAAGCUGAAGAACCAUCCCUUCUUCAGUACCAUCCAGUGGAACAAGCUGGUUGGCUAGACAGACACAUGUGGAGCAGCGAGGAGUGAAGGAUGGAGUCAUGGUGCCAGGCAGGGGCCUAGCAGGGUGGGGCCCAGGGAGAGACCCAGAUCCUGUUGGGGAGGCAGAUUUAUCCCCUUAGAUCAUUGGGUCACUGGGACCUGUGAUCCUGGGUGGUACUUGCAGCUCUGCCAGUCUUGGGGAGGUCCACUUCUGCAAGGGCUGAUUGCAGGGGUCUGGAUUGGGUCCAAUUUGCAGCCUUGGGUUCUUCUUCCUGGGCUAACUUCCAUUUGUGUUGCAGUAGAAUUUCCAAGAGAUCAGGCCAGGCUGGGGUCAAGUCAUGUUGUCUCCCUGCCCUCCUUCCCCCAGGUCCUCCUUUUCUCACCCUACAUCUAACCCAACCCUGGUAAAGGUCACUGACCCCUACAGAGAUGAAGAUAUCAGUGCCAGGGGGCCUAACUCAGCCCUCUUGGUCUACUACCCUUGCUGUCCCAUGGGUUCCCUGGGACAUUCCUGCCCCUCUUGACCCACAAGCUCUGUGGGGUCCUCCUUGCCUGGUGCUUUCUGUGGGAAGCCAGUCUCUGUACUAUGAAUGAGACUCCCCUGCUCACCCAGGGGCCUAGAGGGGCAGUAUCUCCCUCUGGGGCAGCUCCUUCUCUGUCCAUAGAUUCCACCAGCUCCCUGGUUCUGCCUGCCCUUAUCAGGGGGGGAUUCCCCCCCAUCCCAGUUACUCUCUCCCUAUUUCUCUCUGUGUUGCCUGAGCUCUUUAUAGCUUACUAAUGCAUUCCCAAUGGCUACCACUAGAUGGGGUCUGGAAUUGUGGUCUGUAUGUCUCACUGGCUGCAUGUGCAUUAGCAGCACCUGCCCAUGGUGUCUUGGGGGUGGGGGGAGGAGCCACCCCCCUCUCCUCCCCACGGUGUGAGAGGCUCCCCCGGGAUCUCCCACCUGCUCCGAGUGAAUGUCUGAAAUCAAUAAAACAGCUUCACCCAA